Messenger RNA from Botrytis sinoallii, 348 nucleotides. RefSeq lists its product as uncharacterized. Lineage: Eukaryota; Fungi; Ascomycota; Leotiomycetes; Helotiales; Sclerotiniaceae. The transcript has 2 exons. Bases 1 to 348 code for a protein of 115 amino acids. The record is from RefSeq and is a predicted model, not a curated record.
AUGUUGCAAGAUCAAGCAGCAACCUCUGGGAAUAUUCCCUCCUGUGCACAUGGCAAGUGUGCUCAUGGUGCUUGCAAGAGACAUGCUGCGAACACCCUUGUAUUGGUGCAAGGAGCUCAUCUCGCAACCAAAGAGUUCUUGUCUUCACCUGAUGCCAAUCGGCGUAAGGUCGCUAAGAAGGUCCUCCACAAUCAGGACAAGUUUCUGCGUCACAAACAGCUCAUAGGUCGGAGCAUAGAAGACUAUCCCCGCUCUUCCUUGAUGAGAGUUGGUCGUCGUUCCUUGAGUGAUGCACUAUAUAAGAUGGAGCACAGACCCCUCAUGGGCAGGUUGAUCGGCCCUCAGUAG